GGUUAUGUUUAUUUCCAAACUUGUCCACACGUGGAAAAAUUUGUUGAAAAUUGUCUUUCUUUUUCUAUUUUCCAGCAAGUUUAGUCCGCUACCGCACAUGGAUGCAAAGUGCUUGUAUUAUUUGUUGUCCAUAUUUUAAAAGAAAAGUCUUUUGUAGUAAAUAGUUCACACUUACAAUGGGUGAAGAAAAAGAAGGGUUUAUAAAGUGGUACGACAAAUUGAAGCUUCCACCUCCUGAUUUUAAGUGCCCCAAACUAUCCAGUGAAGAAGUUACUGCAUUACGGGAUGAAGCUGAAUUUAUUUUGCGAGAUGAAGAAGUCAGAUACAGAACAAAAACAUCAGGCAAAAAAAAUACAGAAGAAGAAUGGUUAAAAAUGAUGGCCUCCAAAGGAACUUACUCUGAUCAAGUUGCUGCCCGGAUCGUUAUAGUUCAACAGUCACCUGUCCAUAACAUUAACUCAUUAAGUUUUCUAAUAAGCAAGGUCAAAGCUUCAAAGAAAAAAGAAUGUGUACUUGUAAUCAAGAAUCUAACUGAAUUAUUCAUAACAGAACUUCUUCGGCCAGGGAAAAAACUUAAAUCUUUUGAAAAUCAACCACUUGGAGGUUUAUCGGAACUCUGCUCCGGAAAUGCCCUGACCCGCAAAUUGCAGUUGUUACAUUGGCUGUUUGAAGAUAAGCUUAAAUCAAUGUACCGCGAAUUUGUCUCAGCUCUUGAAUCCAUCGCUCAUGACACUGUUGAGCAGUUUCGUGAAAAAGCAAUUUACUCUAUGUCUAAACUCUUGAUCAAGAAUCCAGAACUGGAGGAGGUCCUAUUGAAGAACCUUGUGAACAAAAUUGGUGAUCCUACCCCAAGAAUUGUCAACUUCACUGUCUCAUGUUUAAGUCGCUUACUAGCUACUCACCCAAAUAUGAAGACAGUUGUUGUGAAAGAGAUAGAAAAACUUUUGUUUAGACCUAACUGCUCUCCUAAAUGCAAAUUUUAUUGCAUCAGCUUUUUGUGCCGACUAAAAUUCACCGAAAGUGAUAUGGAACUUGCGAAGAAGUUAAUUUUGCUGUACUUUGCAUUUUUCAAAGCCUGUAUCAAAGAGGGGGAUGUCGAAUCUCGGUUGUUGGCAUCGCUGAUCAAUGGUGUGCACAAAGCGUAUUACUUUGCAUCUUUGGUCAACCCCAAGGAGAAUGUCAUUCCUGAUGAGCACAUAGAAGUUAUGUACAAAAUUGUGUAUGUUGGAGCUUUCAAUGUAGGGAUUCAAGCCCUCUUAUUGCUUCAAAAAGUUGACCAUUCUGAUCGAUUUUACUCAGCUCUCUAUCGAAAAAUGCUGGAUCAUCGUUUACCACAAACAUCCCAUCCAGCCCUGUUCAUCAACCUGAUUUACAAAUCAAUCAAUAAAGAUAGGAAUUUUGAUCGAAUCAGAGCUUUUCUCAAAAGACUGUUUCAUUUAUGUUUGUACUCUCCUGUGCCACUCGCUUGUGGUAUUCUUUACUCAAUCUCUCAACUUCAGUCAAAUCAUGCUUUCAAAAUCGGUCGUCUCGUUGAGGAGAAUUUUGAUGAUGUUGAUAAGUUUAAAGAUGAUGGUUCAACGGAAGAAAUCUAUAAGGACAUCAAAUCAGAGGAUGAAGAUGAAACAAAUCAAGGACAGACAACGAAGUCAACAAAAUCUAAAAGCAAUGAAGCUAAUAAUACGAUCACUUCCUCAUGGAACCACUGUUUGAAUACUGUAGAGCAAAAGGUUCACUUUCAUGCAAAGUACGAUCCACUCCAAAGAAAUCCCGCCUACGCUGGAGGAGAAAGAGCUGUCUUCCGGGAACUCUUCAUGCUGACAAAGCACUUUCAUCCUACUGUAGCUUUAUAUGCGAAAAAUAUCGUUGAAGGAGUUCCCAACACAUACCAAGGAGAUCCUUUGAACGACUUCACCCUUUCCAGAUUUUUGGAAAGGUUCUCAUUCAAGAAUCCCAAGGCACAAUUAAUCAGGAAGCCAAGUGGAGCAAUCACCAAGAAAACUCCAGAAGGUGCUAAAGGAAUGCAAGUAAAUACCAACCAAUAUCUGAACUUAAGUGAAGAGAAGAUUCCAGUCGAUGAGCUGUUCCUGUACCGAUACCUAAAAGAAAAACGCGACACCACAGGAACAAAAAUGAACGAUGAUGAACCAGACGAUAGUGCAGAUGAAGAGGUCACUGACGGAGAGUUCCUCGAUUUGCUGGACAAGAUGACGGGGAAGAGUGAUGUUCUCGAUUUUGAAGAUGACAUCCUUGACACGAAACGAGCGAAAAAGUUGAAUAAAGACAAAGGUGAUGAAAAUGGUGAUGAAAGUGAUGAAAAUGAUGAAAAUGUAGAAGAGGACUUUAGUGAGGAAGGGUCAGAUGAUCAAGAAGAAGAUUUUGAUGAUGAUGAUGAUGAAGAUGACGAUAGCGCCGCUGACGAGGAAGAUGAGGAUGAUAAUGAACUUGAUGUAAGUGAUCUAGGUAGUGAUUUGGAAGGGUCGGUAGACGAUGAGGAGGAAGCCAUGGAUUUUGAUGAUGACGAUAGUGGCAGUUUUGAUGGGAAUGUCAGUUUUGAUGAUGAUGAAAUCAGAGAUGUUAGGGAGAAAAUUAAAAAACUCACCAAGAAAAAACCUAGCAAGGAGCAUCUCGAUACCCAGGAAACAAAACACAAAAAGAAAAAACAAUUUGGUGAAGAAUUUGAAGCAAAUGAAAAACUUGAUAAAAAAUCAAAGAAAAUAAAAAAAGAGAUCAAGUCAGAAGAAUCCUCUGAUGAAGAACUUGAUAAAAAAUCGAAGAAAAUCAAAAAAGAGAUCAAGUCAGAAGAAGCCUCUGAGCUUUAUGACGAAGACAUCAAACCAGAGAAAGAGAAAAAGAAGAAGAAGAAGAAGACUUCUAAAGAGUCUGAUCAAUUCUAUGAUGAUCUCGAUGAAAUGGAUGAUCUGGACGGUAUGGACGAUUUCGAUGAGGACGAUAUAUUAACUUCCAAGAAGUCAAAGAAACGAGGAUAUAAUGUUAGCAGUACUUCAUUAGAUGACUUAUUUGCUCCAGCGGCACAGUUCUCUGAAAUGCUGGAGCAAACAGGUUCUGCCUACGGUAAAGUAGGAAGCUCAUCACAAGUAGCUGUAAAUGAUCAUGCGUCUGCUAAGCAAUUGGCUUGGGAGGCGAAGAGAAAUUUCCACAUGAAGAACGGGAAAAGGAAAAAAGGUGCUAGCUUUAAGAAAAAUAAGAAAUUCAAAAAGAGAAGAGCUUCCUCUUCGUUGUUUUCUAGCUUGAUGUUGACAUUUACAGAGGAAACCUCUCCUGCUUUGGAGAGAUUUUUGCGCACCGAAGAUGAUGAUACAGCCCCAUUGGCUGCUUCCUUAUUAGCGGGAGACGGUUUACUACGGGGACUCUUCCGUGUACUAAUGGUCGGACUUCCAGUGUUGCUAGUCUUGGCUGGACUUUCAGUGUUGCUAGUCUUAGCUGGACUUUCAGUGUUGCUAGUCUUGGCUGGACUUUCCGUGUUGCUAGUCUUGGCUGGACUUUCAGUGUUGCUAGUCUUGGCUGGACUUUCCGUGUUGCUAGUCUUGGCCGGACUUCCAGUGUCGCUAGCCUCAGCCGGACAUUCAGUGUUGCUAGACUUAGCAGGACUUUCAGUGUUGCUAGUCUUGGACACACAUUCAGUGUUGCUAGUCUUGGCUGGACUUUCAGUGUUGCUAGUCUUGGCCGGACUUUCAAUGUCGCUAGCCUCAGCCGGACUUUCAGUGUUGUUGGGCUUUGCUAGACUUUCAGUGUUGCUCGUCUUGGCUGGACUUUCAGUGUUGCUAGUCUUAGCUGGACUUUCAGUGUUGCUAGUCUUGGCUGGACUUUCCGUGUUGCUAGUCUUGGCCGGACUUCCAGUGUCGCUAGCCUCAGCCGGACAUUCAGUGUUGCUAGUCUUGACCGGACUUUCAGAGUCGCUAGUCUCGGCCGGACAUUCAGUGUUGCUAGUCUUGGGCUACGACAUCGCGCAAGAUCAAUCUUUUAGUGCUAAUGGACAAACGGCAGCUUAUUCACUACCAAAAGUAACAUAUAUAACUGCCAUUCUAUUUGACAGAAGUUCUGAUGAAACAUUUCUGGUUCAAUCAAUCGACCCCGCCACUAUGGAUUGGAUGUACAAAGAUUCCACCAAAGGGGUGAAUCAUGAAGAAUAUCUGCUAGGAAAAGCUGUUGAUAAAAAUUUUGAACUAACACAACGGGAUUCAUCUAAGAGAAGAGAGUCUGAACCAGGUAAUGCACAAAUUGAUCUUGCCAGAAAAGUACACGAGGAUCCUCUAUUUGCAAUCAAGAAAAAAGAAAUGGACAUGAGAGAACAGUUGCUGAAGAACCCUGUAAAAUUGAAGAGAUUGCAAGAAAAGAUUAAAAUGAAAGGAACUUCAAGCCCAGAAAGAAAGAAAGAAAAGAAAAAGCUGAAAGAAAGUGACUACGAAGCAAUGGAUGGAGAAUUUUUGGAUAAGUUAUUAAUUUCUAAGUAUGCCAAGUUAAAGAAAGAGUGUAAUUUAAGCUUAUUUGAUCUAAUCAAAAAUAUGAGUUCUUCAGAAAGUGAAUCGGAAGGAAAAUCGAGUAAAAAAAAAUCAAAGAAAAAAGACAAGUCUUCCAAGAAAGAUCGGAUGAGUACUCAGGACCGCAAAAAAAUUGAUAGUAAAACUGAGAAAGCUCACGCAAAGGACAGCACUGAUUCUCAUUCUAAAUAUAAUAAGGACACAAAUCGUGAUAGGAGAAAUUAUGAAGUUGAAAGAAAGCAUUCAGGCAAAAAAUCUCAUCAUGAUCAGAGAGACGGCUCUUAUGACAGAAAGACUAAUUCCUCUAAAAGUAAUUACGAAAAAGUCAGGGAAAGUGACAAAAAAAGUAAAAGGUCUGACUACAAAACAGGAAGUGAGUAUUAUGAGUCAAAACGUCAAAGGAGUCAUGACUCUGAGGAAGAAACGAAAAAGAACAAGAAAAGGAAAGGAGACUCGCACAGAAAACGAUCACCUGAUGAUGACCGCAGGAUUUCGCCUAGAAACUAUCAUUCCUCUCACAAAGAAUCUAGUAAAUAUCAAGAUGCUGACACAUAUCAUUCCAGGAGAAAGUAUGAAAAUGAUAGGAAAAAAGACUACCACAAGGAGAAAGAAAAACGCUCUAGGGAGACCCCAGAAUAUGAAGUUAAAAACGUGGACCCUAAAAAGAAAGAUAAAAAGCGUGAAAAAGAAGAGAUGAAAGAGUCAAAGAGGCAUAGUGAUAAUAGUCAUCUUUCAUCUAAAGCAAAUAGAUCAAGGCAGAGAUCAAUGAGUAAUAGCGAUGAUUCAUACCAUGACGCAAGACCAGACAGGAAAGGCACUGGCUCCAAGAAGAAAAGUAAGGCAGACAGUUCCUCGGAUGAAUCUAGCCCCAGGUUGAAGAAAGGAAAGAAAGAAGAAGGUAAAAAUAAACACUCCACCAAGGAAUCAAAUUCUAGUAAAAAAAAACUGAAACGUAAAGAUGACAGUGACGAAACCUCUGAUGAUUCCUCAUCAAAGAAAAAAAGGUCAAAGCGUCAGAAAAAAAGGAGUGCUCAUGAUUCUAGCUCCGAGUCUGGCUCAGAAACCAGCUCCAGCAGUAAUUCUGAAAGCACGUCCGAAUUAGAUUCUGAUUCGUCAACAGAUUCCAGCUCAGAUUCAGAAGGAUCGGCAGAAAACACAAACUCUGCAACUAUUCUUGAAGAUGUAUUGAAAUUAAAUGAGAAACUGAAAAAAUACGGUUUACAGUUACCAGCCGGAGCUUCCACCGAACGUAAGUCUUCAUCCCACAAAUCGUCCAUUCAAGUGGACAAGAAAAAAGCAAAACCUGUCGAGAAAGAGAAGCCGAAACGUCCCACCAAAUCGGUUUUGUCUGAGGCAGAGAAGGAAAAGAGACUGAAGGAGAUGGUUGAAAAUGCUGAAUGGCGUGACAAUGAAAGAAAAACUAACAUUGAGAGGUUCAAGCAAGAAGAAAAAAAGGAAAAGGAGUCAAAAAAGAAAUAUGAUGAAUCUUUCAUGAGGAAUCAACUGUUACAUGCCUCCUCUCAGCAGUCUGUUGCUAGUAGAAUCAAAUCAAAUGUCAACAAUAUUCAACGGUCAAAAUUUGACAUGGACAAGAAUUUUGCAAAACGCUGAAGAUGAAUUUGCGGAUGCAUCUUUCGGUGAAAAGCCCAAUCUGGCAAAAUAACUAUCAAGCUGUGAGUUCAGAGGUUAGUCCUGAUUGCUUUUAAUUUUUUGGACGUUCCCUGAAAUGAAGUCCUCAAGCUUUAACAUUAGGCAUGAGUUUGCCUAUCAAGGAUCUGUGAUCUCAUGUUUGGUUUAAUUGUUUUAUUUCUGUUGUAUGUUGUGUAAAAGCUCGUCAUCGCAACAGAAUGUUUGCUCAAUGUAAAAGGAGUGGUUGCCUUUUGAGUGAUAUGAAACUUGAACUAAAAUGCACCAUUAUUAGGUCAAGUUGAAAUACGAGCAUCAUUUUGUAUAUAUUUAACUCCAGGGAAACAGUACCUGUUAAUGUUAAUUUUUACCAUUGAAUUUUCACUUUUAUAAUUAUCAGAUAAGUAGUUUGUAUAUUAAAUUGUCUUAUAAUUGAAUUGUA
This is a messenger RNA of Bemisia tabaci, 6567 nucleotides long. It is a transcript of the gene Noc1, whose product is annotated as Nucleolar complex protein 1. Lineage: Eukaryota; Metazoa; Arthropoda; Insecta; Hemiptera; Aleyrodidae. Gene Ontology annotation, cellular component: nucleus. The record is from RefSeq and is a predicted model, not a curated record.